AUGCUCCUUAGGAGACGUACCAAUAUUACUACCGUCAUCAUGAAGAAAAUAUUCCGCACCGCCAAAAGGCAUGAUAUCUGCCGCAUCCAAAGAAGUUCACAAAAGCCAAGCGAACUCCUGAAUCUGGGGAUCCGUUGGGAUUUCGAUGGUGAGGUGACCAUCAAUGGGGUCGUAUACAAUAAAUUUCAAGUCCAACCGAAUGCUAGAAAGGUCCCUGCACCGGUUAGUGAGUGGCGAAGGAAAAAUGGUGGUACACAUGCAGUGAUGGGUUCUAUGUUCGUCAAGAAAGAUGGCUCGGUAGACGAUGUGGAAAGUGCUUGGGACGGGUUUACCGAAGACUUUUCCAAAAGAGAGUAG
Molecule: messenger RNA, 357 nt
Organism: Blastomyces dermatitidis ER-3
Lineage: Eukaryota; Fungi; Ascomycota; Eurotiomycetes; Onygenales; Ajellomycetaceae
Exons: 2
Coding region: 1-357 (118 amino acids)
Source: RefSeq, a predicted model, not a curated record